This is a messenger RNA of Leptopilina boulardi, 5998 nucleotides long. RefSeq names its product ankyrin repeat domain-containing protein 50. Lineage: Eukaryota; Metazoa; Arthropoda; Insecta; Hymenoptera; Figitidae. The transcript has 17 exons. Gene Ontology annotation, molecular function: protein binding. Bases 876 to 5279 code for a protein of 1467 amino acids. The record is from RefSeq and is a predicted model, not a curated record.
CCCAAGUAGAGUCAGUCUGCUCACAAACGCGUUCUACAGAGGAAUAUAUUGCGUCUAUUUUUUUCACAUAAAUGAAACAAAAUAUCUUGAAAAUUACAAUUUAAUUCUUUAAAUAACUUAAAAAAAGUACUUUUUACCAUCACAGUUUAGAGAAAACUGAAAUUAUUAUUAUUAUUUUUAUAAUUUUCCUUUGUGAAAUUAUCAAAGUAUAUAAUUUUUUUUUUUUAAAUCCCAUGGUGAAUCUGUGCGAUUUUCGAGACCCUAACUAAAACGACGAGAACGAUUCCAGGAAGGGGAGAAAAGGGGGGAGUGAUACGUUUUCUUUUUUUUGUGCCCUUUUAGGAUGUACAGUUUUGUUUUGUGUUUAAGUUCAAGUGUUAAAGUGAUUUUUUUAUUGUAGCCAAUAUUAUUGGCAGGGAAAAGACGCGAUGUAAACAAGACAAAAAAAUUGGGAAUUUCAAUUUAGUGAAACACAUGGGAAUUAGAUCGACUAUUCUGUACUGUUUGAGCAAGAGAACUCGCGUAUACUAGGAGCAAAAAAAAAGAAAGAAAAAAAAAGUCUUGAGAGCAAGCUGUUUCAACUCCUCGAAGAGGAUGUAUCCAGGGAACGAAUCUCACAGGUUGGCCGCAACGAGGAGAUGAAAGGCCUGAAUGGAGGCCGAGGAAGUUGCAGAGCCCCCCGGGGCUCCGAUCGACAUAUCUUUGCUAACGGUUCGUAAAAUCGUUUCAAACGAUUUUUAGUCAGCUUUUUUUAAUCAAGAAAACCUAACUUUAUCGCCUAAAAAAAUUUCAUAACCAACGAAUCACAAUAUAAGGAAGAUCGGAUCGGAAGAUUUUGAGGAUUUGAGACUAAUAAUUUAAAAAAAAAAAAAAAAAUGGCAGCGCCUGUGAUAGAGAAGAAACGAUUUUUCUGUAGGGAGUGGGCCUUUACAAAACUCUCACAUUGUUUAGAGCAAAGGCCCGCAUCAAAAACAUGUGGAGCUUUAAUUGUCGGUGGUCCAGGAAGUGGAAAAACGGCACUCUGUGCUGAAUUAGCAUGGCCUUCACAGGGAGCAAGUGGACGUCAUCAAAGGUCAUUAAAUAGACGAUUAUUGGCAAGGCAUUUUUGUCAAGCAAGAAGUGCAGUAUCCCUUUCACCGGCACAAUUUGUCAGAUCAAUGGUGGCACAACUUUUACAAGCAAGUACCGAAGGUAUUCAUUUAUCUUCACCAAAUUCACCAACACAUAGUACAACAACAACAACAUCAUCAACACCCCUAUCGUGGAGGGAGUCUGUUGUUGAGGCAUACGCCGAGAAAUUAAGAACAGAUCCUGAAAUUCAAGCAGCAUUACAACCAGAUGUUGUUGAUAGAGAUCCUGAUGAUGCGCUAAAAAAAGCACUUCUCUUUCCUCUACUUGAAGUUGAACCACCAAAAAAUUGUCUCUUUCUUCUUGUUGAUUCAAUAGAUGAAGGUCAAGUUUUAAGUCCACUACAAUCGGGAACAAGAGAUUCAAGAAGAGAAAAUGAUGGUGUUAGUAAAACAAUUGCUGAACUUUUGGCGAAUCAUCAUCAUUUAUUUCCACAGUGGCUUCUAUUGGUUUGCACUGCACGAAGGCAAAGUAAAACAAUUUCACGAAUGUUCACUGGAUUUAGAAAAAUAUCACUUGACGAUUUAAGAAAAUCCCAAGUUGUACGCGAUGUACAACAAUAUAUUUUGGCAAGACUCGAUCAGGAAGAUACGCUAAGACAACAUAUAUCAAGAGACACUGCUGAAAUGCUUAAUCAAUUACAUAUUAAGAGUAAUGGUUGUUUUUUGUAUUUGGAAAAAGUCCUUGAUGGUGUGUCGGAGAAUUUUAUUGUAUUACGGGAAGUAAGAGAAAUUCCUGGUACCUUAAAUGGACUCUAUUUGUGGUUAUGUCAAAGACUGUUUAGUAGGAAGCAAUUUGCCAAAGUGCAACCUUUGCUUAAUGUUAUAUUGGCCGCCAAGUUGCCAAUCACUCAGGAAACACUUUUCGAAUGUGUUAAAACCGCUAACAUCAGUAUUACACAGGAGGAUUUUAAUCGAAGAUUACAUCUACUGAGAAGGGUCAUAUCAGUUUCAAGAGCUGGAGCACUGAUGCUGUUCCAUCAUAGUUUUGCCGAGUGGCUUCUUGACGUGAAACAUUGCACGCAAAAGUAUCUCUGUUCAGCAACAGAAGGUCAUGCCAUGCUCACUGUUUAUUACACUUUACGAGCACGUCAGUUAAGUGCUGAUGAAAUUUGUGUUCUGGGACAACAUCUUCAGCGUGCAAUGUCCACAGUUGGAAAUUCAAAUUGUUCCCUUGAUAUUCACACUCUUCAAGUUCUUUGGAUGAUUGGAAGCGGUGCAACAAUUCAAGAAUGCUAUCUCGACAGUUCGGAUUGUAUACUUUGGCCCAGACAAGAUACAAAACUACUUAGACUUUUAAUAGAUUCAGGAGCUAAACCCUCUGAGAAAGCAGUUGAAGAUGAAGCCAGUAAAGAAGUCGUUGAUUCUAGUCAGGCAUCACAGGAUGUGAGCCCCAUGAACGAAUCUCCUGGCGAACCCUUGACGGAACUACUCGGAGAAAGUGGAGACAUCAAUCAAGCAGAUUCGUGUGGACGAACUGUUUUACAUACGCUCGCCGCUGAUGGAAAUGCAUCACUGAUGGAAUUGGCCUUAGCUGCUUGUCCUCAGGCCAAGUUGGAAGCUACCGAUCGACAUGGACAAACACCUUUAAAUCUAGCCGCAAGACAUGGCUAUUCGGAUGUUGUGAGAGUUCUUUUAGCAGCUGGAGCUUCUGCCGAUCAUGCUGAUUGCGAUGGAUGGACAGCAUUGAGAGCCGCUGCUUGGGGUGGACACACGCAGGUGGUUGAGCAGCUUUUGGAACAUGGGGCAAAAGUUGACUGUGCGGAUUGGGAUCAACGUACGGCUUUAAGAGCAGCAGCUUGGGGAGGACAUGAAGAUAUCGUGAAAGCACUCUUACAGCAUGGAGCUGACGUUAACAGAACUGACGACGAAGGAAGAACAGCUUUGAUCGCAGCAGCUUACAUGGGUCAUAGUGAGAUCGUAGAACAUCUUCUUGACUUUGGAGCAAAAAUCGAUCAUGCCGACAGCGAUGGAAGAACAGCACUCAGUGUCGCGGCUUUAUGCGUUCCCUCUAAUCAUGGAUACGCUAAAGUGGUUACGAUUCUUUUGGAAAGAGGGGCGGCCGUCGACCAUCAGGACAAGGAUGGAAUGACUCCGUUAUUGGUCGCAGCAUUCGAGGGUCACAGAGACGUUUGCGAAUUGCUGUUAGAGUAUGAGGCAGAUGUGGAUCAUUGCGACGCUACAGGACGAACACCAUUGUGGGCUGCUGCGAGUAUGGGACAUGGAUCCGUUGUUGCGCUUCUAUUGUUCUGGGGCUGCUACGUCGACAGCAUAGAUAACGAGGGCAGAACUGUUCUCAGCGUUGCUGCCGCACAAGGUGGCACCGAUGUCGUCAAACAGCUUCUUGACAGAGGUUUAGAUGAACAGCAUAGAGAUAAUUCUGGUUGGACACCGCUGCAUUAUGCUGCAUUUGAAGGUCACGUAGACGUUUGCGACGCUUUGCUGGAGGCGGGAGCUAAGGUAGAUGAAGCGGACAACGAUGGAAAGGGUGCACUCAUGCUUGCUGCGCAAGAAGGACACACGGCUUUAGUGGAAAGACUAUUGGAACAGCACGGAGCACCCAUCGAUCAGCACGCGCACGACGGAAAGACCGCGUUAAGACUGGCAGCUUUAGAGGGGCAUUAUGAUACAGUUAAGGUUCUUUUAUCACAUAAUGCUGAUAUUAAUGCUAAAGAUGCCGAUGGAAGAAGUACACUUUAUAUCCUCGCGUUGGAAAAUAGAUUGGCAAUGGCUAGAUUUUUACUUGAACAUGCACGAGCCGAUGUGGAAAGUAGGGAUUCAGAGGGAAGAACUCCACUUCAUGUAAGCGCUUGGCAAGGCCAUGUGGAAAUGGUCGCUCUUUUAUUGACCGAAGGCUCCGCGGGUGUUAACGCUUGUGACAAUGAAAAUAGGACACCACUUCAUUCAGCAGCUUGGCAAGGACAUGCAGCAAUUGUCAGAUUACUCUUGGAAAGUAAUGCAACACCAGAUCAUACUUGCAAUCAAGGCGCAACUGCUUUAGGUAUAGCAGCACAAGAGGGACAUGAACAUUGCGUGAGAGCUUUAUUAAAUCAUGGAGCUGAUCCAAAUCAUUCCGAUCAUUGCGGUAGAAAUGCUAUUAAAGUUGCUGCCAAAAGUGGACACGAUACGGUUGUAAGAUUACUUGAAGAACAUUCAGCGAAUCAACGAAUUUUAAGGCCUGGUAUUAAUGGAGGUGGAAGUAGUAGUGCAACGUCCGUUACAUCGAAUUCAACAGCCGAGACAAAACCCUCUUCAGCCAUUUUAAAUCCCCUCUCGACACAAUACAGUCCCGCAGAAUCUCCGGAUUCAACAAAAAGAAGAAGCUGCGUUUCCUUGGGCAAUAAUUCUAGCAAUAGUAAAUCCAGCAGUAACUUAACUGGAAGCACAAAAAGCGACCAGGGAAAAUUCGGACCAAAUCCCAUGGUUAAUCAAGUAAUAAAGACACCACUUUCAUUUACGCAACAAUUGCAACAAUGUUCAAGAGGAGUAAAAAGUCGUCCUUUAAGUAAAUUGCUCUCGCCAUUAAAGAGCGAGCCACAAAGUCCCAUCUAUGCAUCACCUCCACAUUCGCCUGUAAGCGAUAGCCUUAUUCCGUAUUCACCGACAAAUACAAGUCCACCUAGUGCACAGACUGCCGCGAGUGUUAUACAAAGUCAACUUGGUGUUUCUCUUUUAACUGGGAAUCAAAGUAUUCAGUAUAAAAUUCAAGGCGGUGGAUAUAAUCACACUUCAGCGAUUUAUGAGCCCAUAAACAUCAAAACCGAAAUAAUUGAAAGAAAUGAUGCGACAAAAGCUUUUGAACUAACUAAUGAAAUGCUGGGUCUUGGAAUUGGAAAAGAAAAGAAAAAUGGACACGAUGACAAAAGGAAUUCGGCGGACACUCAUUUCACACGUGACACACAUAUGAGAAUUAUUUUAGGUAAUAGUGGAGCUGGCGUUGGUCGGAAUGUCAAACAUACACCGGAACAUAUUUCUGGAAGUGCUAGUAACGCGAAACCAAAGCGAAACGGUUUAGUUUCAAAUCCAGCCAUGAGAUUAGUAGCAGGAGUUAGAAAUGGAAUUGAAAAUGCAACAAAUCGAAACAAACCGAUAACAACACGUGUCAAUGGAUUUCAAUGGAAAGCUGAAGCAAGAAAAGAAACCCCUCUAUAGGAUCAGCAGAUAGUCAACUGCGGAAGAAUUUCAAAUCGACGUCGCGGUUGGCGUGAAUUUCUCGACAAAAAGCGAAAGUCAAUAAAUAAAUUUUUCUCAUUUUAUUUGAGCGAAAUCAAAUUAUCCGGAAUAAAGAAGCGGAGAAAAUAAUAAUUAUAAAAAAAAAAAAGAAAAGAAUCUGCGAUACAAGCAUGAAACAUUUAUGUUAACAAAUAAUACCAAAUAUUAUGACGCAUAGAAGUGUAUAUGUAGAAUUUUAGAAUAAGUAACCUACACGAUUCGACUUUGUAUAAAUGUAACGUUAAUUUACUGAUCUCACUAAUAAUAUACGUCAUGUAUGUUGAUGAACAAUUAUUAUUAUUGAAGUCUAUAAGAAAUCGGUAGAGUUCUAAAUACAUAUAUAAUAAUGACAAACUACUUGGAUAAGAAUCGAGAUUUUUUUAAAAGACUGGAUGCAAUUUAGAAUGCACGCGAAAUGGUAUUUAGACAAAAAAAAAAAAAUGAAAAUUUUAGAAACAGACGAAAAAUGUAUAGAAUGUAAAAAUUUAUCAAGAUAAAAUUGUUUGAAUUUUAGAAUUUCGAAGACGAUAAAAAUACGUAAAAUUAUGGCCUCGAAAGCAGAAUGCCUGUGUACAUACACCACUUUAUGUAUUGCACACAAUCAUAUUUAUUAUUAUAAUGUAUUAGAGAUGACAAAUAAAUGUAAAUUCAAGUAAAAA